Molecule: messenger RNA, 1161 nt
Organism: Kalmanozyma brasiliensis GHG001
Lineage: Eukaryota; Fungi; Basidiomycota; Ustilaginomycetes; Ustilaginales
Exons: 1
Coding region: 1-1161 (386 amino acids)
Source: RefSeq, a predicted model, not a curated record
AUGGUCUUCGGUAUCGGCAAGAAGAAAAGCAGGAGGCAACUCGCCUCGUCUUCGGCAGCAGCGGCGGGCCCUUCAACCGGCGAAGUACAACCUCAAGUUCCAGAGGUGCCCGAUGUGCAGAAGCGCGCAUCCUCUCGACCUGCGAAGGGUGCAGCUCCGAAGGACGACGACGAGGACGAUGAGCCUUUGCCGCCAGCCUCGCACAAGUACGGCAACGAUAUUUCCAAAGUCGUUGUCGACAUUGCCGGGCUCCCCGUCAACGUGUUUGGUCUGAACGAGCUCACACCCGCUCCAUCUCGGGCUAGUGCACCACCACCGCCUCCGGUCUGUCUGAUCAUCCACAUGCAUGGGCGAGGCGGUUCUGCCGACAACGAGGAGAAGAUUGUCCGUCAACUCUACGACCGCAUCUCGCGCGACAAGGUGGCUCAUCAGAACGAGCAGAACGAGGGCCUCGUCGCGACCUCGUCGAUACAGCGCGAUCACCUCGUCGUGAGCUUCGACGCUCGCAAUCAUGGACAGCGUACAACCAAUCCUCAAGGUCAGAAAGCGUGGAAGCAGGGCAACACGCGUCAUGCCAUGGACCUCUACGGAAUGAUCGUGGGUGAUGCACGCGAUGCCUCGUUCCUCGUCGACUUCCUCCCUGCCUACCUCUUCCCGCAGGAUGACAGGACGGUUGCCGAAUUCGUCAUCACAGGCAAGUCGCUGGGUGGGCAUGCGACCUGGCACGUCCUCGCCAACGACCCACGCAUCAAGAUCGGUGUUCCUUUCAUCGGCAUGCCUGACUUUUCGCGGCUGUUGAACUCGCGCACCAAGACAUCGUUUGUGACCAACGGCCCACCAUACGUGCCGUCCAGCCUGAAAGCGCUCGUUGCGCAGAUCGAUCCAGCCAACACGGCUUACGACAGCUUCGAUGCACGAAAGAAUCCCUUCUGGGGCAAGAAGAUCUGCGUGCUCAGCGGUGCCAACGACAAGCUGGUGCACUGGGACUGGAACGAAGACUUCUUGAAGGGACUCGUGGUGGGCGAGCCAACAGGGAACCGAGGCGAGAUGCCAGGGUUGAAAAUUCAUCGCAGACCAGGCGUGGGUCACGAAGUCACGGAAGAUAUGGUAGAGGAGGCAGGCGAGUGGAUUUGGAGGUGGGGCGUGCUGGCGCCUCUUUAG